Bactrocera dorsalis (oriental fruit fly) is the source of this 7100-nucleotide messenger RNA. RefSeq names its product terminal nucleotidyltransferase 5C. The record is from RefSeq and is a predicted model, not a curated record. Gene Ontology annotation, molecular function: RNA binding; poly(A) RNA polymerase activity. Bases 2059 to 5310 code for a protein of 1083 amino acids. Lineage: Eukaryota; Metazoa; Arthropoda; Insecta; Diptera; Tephritidae. The transcript is spliced from 3 exons. Gene Ontology annotation, biological process: mRNA stabilization.
UUCGUAUAGAAAACGUCUUCGUUCGCACAUCAGUUGUUCGUCACAUGUUCGACGUGAAUGAAUAUCAACCCGUACAUGUCGUCUAAUACGUAACGAGUCAAAAGAAGAAUAGAAAACUGUAUAUUCCAAAUUAGCUAAUCAAAGAAACGAAAUAUUUUUUUUUGUAUAAUUCCUGUCUUUUCGUGUGUUUAGUGCAGGCGCAUUUCCACUGUGCCACUUAAGCGUUCUCUUUCGUGCUUUUACGCUGCUUGCCUUCCGCAUAAAACCGCAAUUCUCGAAAAGUCAAUGAAAAUUGCAAAUUGGUGCGAAUUUAAGCGCUGGUGAAAAGUGUUAAUGCGUAAGGGCAGCAUUCAAAUCCAUUGGGCGAAGUGAAAGGUGCAUACUUUGUUUAUAUGCUACAUACAAACAUACUUACAUAUGUAUAUGUAUGCGUAAAUGCGUGUUUGAAAUUUCUAAGCUGUGUCUGUGCUGUGUUUCAUGAGUGAAUUGGAAAAUUCGUAAAGAAAAAUUAUUCGCAACAAAUCUGUUCAGUGCGUAUGAAGAAUAAUAUUUCCGACCACGUUGUGUUGAAUUUGUCAUAGAAAGAAGAAAAAAAAAGCAAUAACAAAAAACGUGCGCGCGUGCAACAACAAUAACAGCUGACAAAAAAAAUCGUCGAAAGCUACCAACAAACGCUCGAAGUUCCGUUCGGGCGCGCAAAACAUAACAACAGUAAUUCGUGUCGCUGGCGAAGUAAACAGUGUGCUUGAGUGCGUGUUGUUGCAGCAGCGAGUUAACCUUCAAGGAAAAAGCGAAGAUAACGUCUCAAGCGCCAAAGUAGUGCUAGAAACAACAAAAGAGAGCAAACCCUCAAAAUUGAAAGUUUGUAAAAGAAAUUAACAACAAAACAACAACAAUUGUGCUGAAGAAGUCGAAAAUAGGUUAAAAAGUGUUUGGUUUCGAUGCGUUGAAAUAAAAUAAAAUCCGAAAAAAGAUACACAAAUACCGAAGAAAGGUAAUGCAAAAAAGCAAAACUCGCUAAAGAGCCAAUAUUACUAAAAAAGCAACAACAAAAGUAAAAAAAAAAUUAAAAGCUCGCCUGUGUAGAAUUUACCCUACCUCAAUUAUUUGUUUAAGUGUAUGUGUGUAGAGAUUCGAGAUCGAGCGAAAAAGAGAGUGAGAGAGAGCGACCAACGAUUAAAAGUGUAGAGAAGGCGCAAAGUCAACACAAGAUCAGACGGUAAAGGUGAAAGCGGAAAGUGAAAUUAAAAAAAGUCAAUAGCAAAUAAAAAGUAGAAAACAAGAUAAAUUAAAAGUAUUAAAAACAAAAAUAAAAACAACGAUUCAGCUUUUGUUGUGUGGUGAGCGGCAAAUUGCGCAGUCCGUACACUAACGGACUCACACAUAACGACAAUUUGUUGACUACCAAAAGCGGCGACCCAAAGCACUUAGCCACAGCUAACUAUUUCACCAGAAACAACAACCAUAGCAGCUGAUCAACAUACCAACAAUAACAACACACAAUGUGUGCCGUGUACAUAUAGUGAAAAUAGAAACUGAGAGAGUAGAGCGGAUGAGUGGCUGAAAAAAAGCCGGCUGCGGCGGUAAUUUUCAAGUUUUUGAAGAUCACAGUUUUAAAAUAAACGGUGUAAGAGUCGAACGCGCGUUAAACGCAGUGACGAAAAGUUGUGAACAGUGUAAAGUGCGCUAUACGAAAAACAAAAAUUCGAAAUACAUUCGAACAACAAGUGUAGUGUAUGAAAAGUGUGUAAACACGUAGUGUUUUGAAAAUUAACGAAAAUUCGCGAUUUUAAAGUUUCGAAAUUCAAUUUCGAAUUUUCGAAGUUCAAUUACGAAUUUUCGAAAUUCAAAUCAACUUAUCUCCAGCAAAUCUGAGUUGUUUAUGUGCAAUUUAUAGCAACAUUUACGAAAAAAUACAACGACAAUAACGGGUAAAGCACAAUAACUUUGCAGUUGCUCGUGUCGGUAUCGCUCGUGUGUGAGUGACACGGUGUCUGUUGGUUUGUGCGCGCUUAAGUGCAUGAGUGCGUUUGGAAGACGUUUACGAAAAAACAAAUCAUGGUAGAUAACAACAACAAAGCAACGUUGGCGACAACAACUACAGCAACGGAAAAGGCAACAACAACCACAACAACAGCGAAUAUAAAGCAACAACGUCAAACGGUUGGUGCCGGUACAACAGCGUCGUUGAGUUCAGUCGGCAGUGCACAGCAGAAACAACAAAAUCAGCAAUCACAACAACAAAAACAGGAAAAGUUCGAACAACAGCAAAAUAUUGUCACAAAGAAGAGCAACAAAAACAAAAAUCAGAAAAAGUGUGACAACAAAAGCAGUGAAAAACUGAGCAAUGAUACAAUUGAAGAUAACUCCAAUAACAACAACAACAGCAGCCACCAAAGCAACAACAACAACGUCGACGCCAACAUUAACGGUGAUGUUGGUGUAAAGGAAGAUAACAACAACAACACAUUCACAACAAAAACAAUUAAGACUGUGUCAACAACAACAACAAAGAUCGUUUCCGCUGCAGAAGCUGCUGACAGCAAGCAGCCACCAGAGGUCGGCAGUUGCAUCAGCGCCGAUGCUAAAGAAAAUGCAAACGGCAAUGAAUUUGAGAGCGCUGCGAAAGAACGCCAGUUGCCAAGCAAAGUGGCAACAAAUGGCAAGAACAACAACAACAACAGUAGCAGCAGCAAUCGUUACAAUAACAACAAAAAUGCGAAAACACGCAAUGCCAAGCAAAAGCCACAGGCAACCGACAAACAAGCUGUUAGCCAGAAUAAUCGCAGCAGCAACAACAACAAAAGUCAAAAUGGCAAAGUGUUUACGAAUAGCAAAAACAACAACAAGUCUAAUUGGAAGCGUGUUGAGAAGCGUAACAGCAUCAUUUUCAGCACCAAUCAUCACUACAGCAACUACAAUAGCAAUGAUAACAACAACACAAUUAAAAACAACAAAUAUCCUACACAGAAUUCCAAUACGCCGAGCAUUAUGACCGAUGACGAUGAUGAUUAUCGCGACAUAACCGAUACCGAGUCGGUGCGUUCCAACGAUUGGCCACGCAAAUACUCACGUCCACAACAACAACACCAACAACAGCUAAAACAAAAACAGCAGCAACAACAAAGUGCUAAGAAACCAAGUGCUAGUGAUUUAUUGACAGCCGCCCUAAUGGUGCCCUGUGAAAAGUGCAACAAAGUGAAAGUACAAGUGCAACAACAACAAGGCUCCAAUUCGAAUAUGUCCUCGUAUUCGAAUAGUUCGCGUCAAUAUCGUAAAUCAAAAUCGUAUAUGGGUGAAUGUGCCGCCGAAGAGACAGGUGGUAGUGGGCGCAAUUCUGUGGCAUCUGUUGAAAAUUGGCGUAAUCCCAGCGGUAAUAGUGGUAAAGCUAGUCGCUAUCAACGUUCGUUGAGCGAUCGUCGCUCUUCGUUUGAUCGCAUGUUUGCCGAACGCAAUAAGGAUUUCGUGCCAAUUGUGCAGCCAACCCGUCCAAUGCUUGCUUCGUCGAAUAUCGAAUGUGUUCUUACAGAUACCGAGAAAAUAGUGCUCAUCGAACGACUGGGGAAAGGACGCCGGACAUAUCCAUUAAUGCAGUGCGGGACCCUAGACGCACACUCCGAAUCGUCAUAUCACUAUCAACAGCGUUCGAACAGAAUGGAUGUCUAUCAAAUUGACGACGGUUUCCACUCGGAUGGUGGCACUGAAACGCCACCACCCUCACCCAGUUCGGGUUCAUCUAUAGCCUCGGCUUCGGAUCAUGGCUCAUUGGAGAGUGUCGACACGGGCGGUACACAACGUUUGGCCGUACUCUCAUUCGAACAGGUGCGUAAAUUGCACGAUGUCAUGGACGAAAAAGUAGCCAUACAUGGACGUGGUAAUUUCCCCACACUCGAGGUACCGCUCAAAGACUUGGUCAAUAUGGUACGACGCAAAUUGGAGGCGGAUGUUAGUGUGGGCGGUGCCGGUGUGAUAGUCAAGGAUGUGCGCUUGAAUGGUGGCGCAGCUAGUCAUGUUUUAGCUUCCGAGGAUCAGCCAUACAAUGACUUGGACUUGAUCUAUGCCAUUGAUUUGACAUCGACACGUCACUUUGAUCGCGUUAAAUCGGCCGUGCUCAAUACAUUGUUGGACCUCUUGCCGGAGGGUGUGUGCAAACGGCGCAUUAUGCCGUGCGCUUUGAAGGAGGCUUACGUCGGCAAGAUGGUCAAAGUGAAUAAUAAUAAUGACGGUGAUCGUUGGUCACUAAUAUCGCUCGGCAAUUCGCCAGGUCACAAGAAUGUCGAAUUGAAAUUUGUCGACACUAUGCGACGUCAGUUCGAAUUCUCAGUGGACUCAUUUCAAAUCGUUUUGGACUCGUUGCUAGUAUUCUACGACUGUGCCGCCUUGCCCAUAUCGGAGAAUUUCUAUCCGACCGUGGUCGGUGAGUCGGUAUAUGGCGACUUUCAGGAGGCGCUCUAUCAUUUGCAAAAGAAAUUGAUCUCAACACGACAGCCGGAAGAGAUACGCGGCGGCGGUUUGCUCAAGUAUUGCAAUCUCUUGGUGCGCAAUUAUAAGCCAGUCGAUCCGCAACAUAUCAAGACCCUAGAACGUUAUAUGUGCUCACGGUUCUUCAUCGAUUUCCCCGACAUCAAUACGCAAACCAAGAAGCUGGAGGCGUACUUGUCCAAUCACUUCUGGGGCGUUGACGAGGAGCCCCUACAAUAUCAGUACCUGAUGCAUUUACGCGAAGUCGUCGAAAUGUCUACGGUGUGCCUGAUGGGGCACGAGCGGCGGCAAACCAUGUUGCUCAUACAGAAUUUGGCCACGAAUGUGCUCUACAAGGAGCAGAAGAAGCAGCAACAGGCGCAGGAGCAAUAUCAACAACAGCAGCAGCAACAACAACAGCAUCACCUACAUCACCAUCACCAUUCACAACAACAACAACAGCAGCAGCCAGUCGAUGUGCAAACAACACAAGCACAACAGCAGCAACAGCAACAACAACAGCAGUCACAUCAACAAGUAACGCUGGUCACAGCACAGCACCAACAACAACCACAACAAUUGCAAGCGCCGCAAACACAGACAAUCUACUUGCAGGCGGCGCCGACAGCGUCCCCACAAACAACAACAGCGACCAUCUGCUGUACGACAGCCACCGGUGAGCAGCAGCAACAACAAGUGCAAGUACAGCAACAGCCACAAGUGCAGGCGAUACAAACGCACGCCGCAGUGGCCCAGCCGACGACCACCAUUCUGGUCUAUAACGGCGUCUACUAUGCACCUGUGAUUCCGGCUAUUUGCACAUGCAACCAGACGUGGUUGAGCACGUGAUUGACGAACGAGCCGGCGACGGGGCAAACAGACGCAACAACAACAACAGCAGCAGCAGUAGCAACCACAGCGUUAACAGCGACAACAAGCGCAGCAGCAGAAGCAGCAACAACAACAACAGCAUCAGCAGCAGAGGCAACAGUGAUGGGGGCACAGCAACAACAACAACAAGAAGCAGCCACAGCUUUUGAUCAGCAGCAAAAUGAUGUGGCAGCAGUAGCAGCAGCGGACGUAAGCCACCUACAAUUAAGCUGCAAUUGCAAUUGCAACAACAACAAUAGCAACACUUGCACCGUUGUGCCGACAUUUGCAUUUAAUGGUAACACAACAACAGCAGCCACCAACUGCAGCAGCUAUGCUACAACAACAACGCCACUUGCAACUUAUGUGCCGCCGGCAGCCACAGCACCAACAACAACAACGGUUGCUGCGCCGACGGCUAAUAAUUUGCUGGCAAUUCCUUGCUACGACGCGCAAUGCCUGUUGCAACACCAGCAGCUGCAGCAGCAACAACAACAACAACAAGCACAGCUGCUGCAACAACAGCAAGCGCAAUAUUUGCAACAACAGCAAACACAGUUGCUGCAACAACAACAAUCAAAAUUGUACCAACAACAACAACAAGCGCAAUUGUUACAACAACAGCUGUUAACAACACACCAUCCAUCAUCCACUUACUAUGUACAGCAAAUGCCAACAACCGCAUUGUCUGUACUACCAACAACAUCACUAACACCACCACAACAACAACAACCCUUCUCAUUGCAAAUGCAGUUGCCGUUGUUGGAACAACAACAACAUCAGCAACAAUUGCUUUUGCAACAAUGUCAACGACAGCAAAUACAACAACAACAACCGCAAUUUGCUGUCUACUUCGCGCCGCAGCAACAAUUGUUGCCACAACAACAACAGCAGCAACAGCAAUUUGUGCAUUAUUAUCCGUAUGAGUCUACCGCUGCUGCCUACAGCAGCUGAUGGGAGUCACAAUAGAUGCCAGAAGUGUAUGGGUUAGGCAACUAAGUGCUGUUAAAGACACCAAAUUGUCCCCUUUUUGUUUUUGUAAAAAUUAAUUUAAAUCGAAAAUAAGUUUUUUCUUCACAAUUUAUGGAGAAGUUGCAGAAAGAUUUGUUCAUUAGAAAUUUUUUCGAAAAGUAACUUCGGAAAGUGUAACUUUUGAAAACAGUGAGCUUUCGUAAAUUAAGCUUCCAAAAAAUUAAACUUUCACAAAAAUCGAGCUUUCAUUCAAACAUUGAAUUUUGUAGAAAAGUGCCUUCGACAAAUCAAACUUUCACUGGAUUCUAACAUCUUCGAUCUACUAAAAGUAGAGCUUCCCAAAAAAAGCUUUCAUUCAACAAUGAAUUUUGUCGAAUUGUACCUGCGACAAAUCAAGCUUUUAGUGAGUUUUAACUUUUUCAAGUGGGUUCUAACAACAAAAAAUUUGAUCGACAGAAAAUUGAGCUUUUGAACAAAUCGAGCUUUCAUUAAAAAUUGAUUUUUGUAGAAACGUGUCUUUCAGUGACUUCUAAUAUCUUAGAUCUACAGAAAAUGGAGCUUUCUAAAAAAUUAGGCUUUCAAAGUUGAACUUCGAUAAUUAUGUUCGAAAAGUUCAAGUAAAUUUGAACUUUCAAUACGAGAAAAGUCGUAGAAAUCUGUUUUUCAAAUUUUUGUUGCAUUUUCACUUAGCGAAAGCUCAAGUGAGCUUUCACCUAAUGAAAGCUCCGCAAUGCCAGCUUAUGUCAUUUUAGGCAUGGGUUUAAUACAUUUUUCGCACUAAUAGAAGUCUAUUUUUU